Molecule: messenger RNA, 4343 nt
Organism: Astrephomene gubernaculifera
Lineage: Eukaryota; Viridiplantae; Chlorophyta; Chlorophyceae; Chlamydomonadales; Astrephomenaceae
Source: the annotation of a GenBank genome assembly
CGGUGGGCAGGGAUGGGAGGAGAUGAAGGUGUGUUCGAUGCAGGUGCAAGGGAGCCGCAGGGGUCUACACGAGGUGCAUCCUCCCCCCCCUUCCCGCCGCCAUAAUAGCAGCACACCUAGACACUGUGACGGAGCCUUCCAUUACACCACAUUUAGUGCCAGCUUGCAGCCGGUUGCAUGAAGCACGGAACUACAAUUUCGCUGCAUGUGAGCAAACUGCAUGGAGCAAACACGCCCUCCCCCCUCCAAUCACACCCAAACACGCCCACCCUAGCAUCGCCCACCUGGCCAGAAGUCCAAACACUUGCUCCCCCCCCAUCAGCAACUCGUCCCGCAAGUGGAACACAAAGGUACGACAAGCACUGCCGUAAUCCUCCCAAUCCUGAGAGCUGCCGUACACGACAUCUUCCCCUCUGUCUUCCUCCCGCACAGCAAUCCCCAGCCCCGCUUCCAAACCCACUCCCAAGCCUGCCUCCCCUGCCCUGCCCUCACACCUGCUUCGCCUUGCGCUUGAGCUCCUCCAUGAGCGGGUGGAUGCUCCAGCGGCUCUCCUGCGGCCCCAUCGCGUGCGCCUCCAGCACCUCCUCAGCCGGGUACACAUGCUCCUGCAUGAAGGCCGCCAGCCGUGCCCGCAGAGCCCCAGCACGCGCACUCACACCCAACAGCGCCGUGUCAUCGCCGGCGGCUGGCGGCGGCGCAGCCGCCGCCGCCGCAGCUGCCGCCGCCUGGCUAGCCCACGUCAGUGCGCUCAUCCCUCGUGGCCAGCAGGUCUGAGCAUCUGUUGUUCUUAGGACAGCAAUCCAGCAGUUCAAAAUACACGGUUCAUGAUGAGGCAUGCUCAUGUGCACGUGCCGUUGACCCCAAGCUUGUGAAGACGACAUCAGAUAAGGGCUCCUGGCGCAAUUCCAGACAGACAACUCACAAUCUAAUCUAUUCGUUCUAAUCCAACAUACACAGCCCACGCACGACACGCAUAUUUCAGCUUCGCUUUAUUAAAUGGGGGCGAGCCUUCGUGUCUGCGAAGCGGACGGGUUUACAGCAAUGUUUUCAAACUUUCCUAAAGUUCCGUCCAUACAAUAAACAAAUCCUGGCAGUAGCAUUGAAGGAAGGUGUCCACGGGCAUUUCCAAUCAGAAGCUCUGAAUCCACUGGCCAAACUCCCAUUGUACGUGGCAAUAGAUCUAUUUGUUUCCCUCCAUCUUCAAACUAACAUCAUUUAGGCAAGUCACGAGGCGGGAACCCCAUCAAGGAUUUGGCCUACCAAAGGAAAAGCAUCGCACACUUUAAUUCGGCAAACUAACACCGGUACCUGAUGAAAGAGUAAUUCAUCCCUUAUACAGUUGGCAUAUGCACAGCCGCCAAAGUCACGAAAACACCGUCCCUCAUUGAUCUACCCGACAAUCUUGUCUUGUCACAUUUCAACCACGGCGGCUUGACACUUCCUUGAUAUGAACCAGGUGUCGCGUUGGAACUCCUUGCCGGUAGAAAUCUGGCACGGAAGCAGGCGCACCGUGCUGUUCAGAGCAACAGUAGCCCCAGCAAGGCCCGGAGCGAUCCUAAGUUGAAGCCAUGGGCAAGGGAUGACCCUGAUGGGUCAUCAGCAUUGAGCUGUAGUACCCCGAAAAAUAAUACCACCAUACCAUACCAUACCAUACCAUACCAUACCAUACCAUACCAUACCAUACCAUGCAUGUAGUCAGCCCACACAUUGGGGGUCGCAGCGAUCUUCAGUCCUAGCAUGUCGCGGGCUUUCCGUCCGUUUGACGGAAACUUGUCGAGGAGUGGAUGAUGAAGAGGUCGAAGGUCGGAAGAAAAUACAGGAGGCGGGGAUAAAAGAUUGAGUAAGGAGCAUCGACGAGGACCCUAGCCUUGCCGCAAAGCAUAACCUAAUAUUCCCGAAAGAAGUAGCAACGCUAGCAUGAUGCGAAGCCAGCAACUACCGGCAAACUAACUAACUGUUUAACACUGUCAUGACAUUAUAAUGAAAGAAGCACGUGUCCGUCCUAUGCCGUUAUUUGUUGCUAAUGUCCCCAUAAUGCAGUUUGGAUGUCGCUUCGCCGUGCCUAGGCUUGCCUAGCAAGAAACCCAGGGCCUCGCUGCUGCCUAGCUUGGUCACAAUCUUUUCUUGAGAAGUUCCUUAGUAACUAGGCAGCUUCGUACAUAUGCCGUGCGAAGUAGGGGUCCACCCCGACCAUGCAACCGCUUUGCAGCUCUCAAUUACGAUGCAAACACUGAACCUGGCGUCUAAAUGGUUGUAGAAAUUUUGACGCCGCGGAAGACUUGAUAUUUACAUCGAGAGCCAGCCAAAAACCUUGAGGUGCGGCGGUAGAGGGGGAUUUCACUUCGCCCAGUAACAGCAUGCUGAAUAGGACCUCGAGGCCCAAAGAACAAGACGGAGUUCACGAAGGGUUCUUAAUCAUAGGCCGGCAAAACGAGUGCAGCAUAGCAAGCAGCAGCAGGUGCCAUAUGCCGUGUUAACGGCGGCCGUGUCACCUGUCAUCACCGGUCACCAGAAAUCAAUCCUCGACUCCAUGGCUACCGUGUCGUCUGUGCAGCGGCAUUUUGGUACCAGCAGGCUUACCUGGCCGGUGCAGCCGCGGAGUGUCUUCAUCGUGCAUGUGCUUGUGCUCCUUCUCAACACUAGCGCAAAAGCACAGUCAGCAGCAGGGGGCGACUCACCACCAGUGUCGGUGUUGAUUCAAGGCCAGGCUCUGAGCCAAGGACAGAGUCUGUACUCUCAAUCCGGUGCAUACAGGCUUGACAUGCAGGGCAAUGGAAACCUUGUCGUGUACCAGACGAGCACGGGUACCCCCACCUGGUCACUCCAAAAGUAUGGCGCUUUCCCUCCAGCGAUUGAUGGCCCUUAUAUCAUGACGCUCAAGGAUGACGGCAACUUUGCGGUCCUAGGGGCAUCAUCAGGAGUCGUUUGGGCGACACAGUUGGCGUAUGUAGGUUCUGGUCUCUACAAAGCCAUUGUUGCCGACGAUGGCAACCUAAACCUGGUGUCUGGAGACGGCCGCACCUACUGGAGCAGCGCCUGCGCCGUAUUCCCCGGAUACAAGUUCCUGCCCUUCAAGGAUCAGUACGGAUCUGAUGAGCUUGGGCAGCAGCCAAACCUGGAAAGUGCACUGUCCGCCUGCAAUGCUGACUGCCGUUGCAAGGGCUUCAACUCAGGUGCUUGGGUCAAGACCGGGUGCGAUAAGCUUGUCGGUGACUACACAGGCACCUGCAACGGCCUCUACGUCCGUGAUAACCCACCCACGUGCUCACCGCCGCCAUCACCGUCGCCAUCGCCACCCAGCCCGACGCCGCCAGGUUCGACUCCGCUGCCAUCACCGGUAUCACCACCAUCAACACAACCAUCGCCAUCGCCACGUACGUCCGGGCCGCCGCUCUCCCUCACCGACAUUAUUGGCAUCGUCACUGGAGGCUUCGGCGCCUUGGCGACGGUGCUGUCAAUGGCAGCGGCCUUUGCCCGAUGGCGCAGAGCGAGGGGGUAUGAGGAUUCGGAGGGUUGCAAGCCGGAUAGGAAGGGUACAAAAGAUGCACAGUCCAGUUUUGUCUAGCCUUGUGAUCCAGGAAAGCAUACAUAUGAGCCCUGCUUUCUGCAUAUAGUAGUAGGGUCCUGUAGUCCUCGGUCGGACGAUGACAAGCUGCAUUAGAACUAUGAUGAGUUCUAGUGGAGUUCUUACAGUAUCAUCGCUCUGGUCUGAUAAUGGGUACUGAUUUUGUCAUCUAGUAUUUGAUUCUACGGCUCUCUCCUUCACUUACACCCUUUAUGUGCGGUGCGCAACUGGACACGUACGGCAUCUGCUGCCAGCUGCGGGCAACGGCUUGGUCAUGUUGAGUCUUUUCAAUAGGUUCACAGGUUGCUGCAUUUGGUUGCCAUAGCUAGGGUGUCGGCUGCUGCUGCUAGGGCAAUUCGGCCACCACUUUCGGCGACAUAUCUGUUAGGCUAACGACAUAUCUGUUAGGCUAACGACUUCAAUGCGGUUAAACGGUGUUAUGUUUCUAAGUGGGAAACAUCACGCCAUCAACCUCGUUGGCAGAUUGCGUGUUGCACGUUAAACCUGGAACAUUUUCUGCACCGGAUCGCUGCAAAGGUCAUGUUCACAUGUGCGCGAAUCGGGGUGGAUUGGCAGUCGGAUUGGCCAGUAAGGUCCUCGCCCGGAAUGUGGGCUCCGAGCAUGCUCGCAAUAAAACUUCUUACUGUGUCGUAACGACAUUGGCUAUUGGCUACAUGCUGUGUCGUAAGGACAUGCUAUUGGCUACAUGCUUCGUAUUACAUGCUUCGUAAAGUGCUUCGCAAGGAGAAAACAAGUAUCAUGGCACUUCCCCCAAUGU